ACACUGCUGCGGAGCACACACGGCACGCGGUGAUGGGGAAAGCCAGCCCUGGCUGCUGCUUUUUUCAGCAAAUGUAAGUAUUUUGGCUUUUAGACAGAGUGGAAGCUCGGGGAGCCCACGGCAGGCAGGGCGGUCUGUGGUGCUUUGGGUGUUCUCCUCCCCUGUGUGUUCUCAGGCACAAUUCCAAGAGGGAUUUUGGAAGGAAGGCUUUGCCUGAGAGCAGUGGAUAUUUUUUACGCACCUCAUAGGUUACAGCGACAGCAAGGACAGAGCAAGGACUGUGGGAGUCACUGCUCACUGGAAUUGGUGAAGUGUCCCAGGAGGGCAAUUUUGGUACAGAUAAAAACCAGCGCGGAUGGAAACGUGGCAUGAGCCUGAGCUGAGGCUUCAUCUGAAACAGUGCAAACAGACCUGCCCAAAUGGCACUGUUCCCAGGCAGCACCGCGGCAGUGGGUGACAUGGGACAGAACCAUGAGAGGCUGUUGGAGAGCCCUGAACUCAGAGCUGGCACAGUUUGGGCUGCCCUGUGCCAGGAGCACUGCCCAGCUCCGUUCCAUUUACUGGAGCAGUACAUCCUGGCAGCACUGGGAGCUCUCCCAGUCCCAGGCCUGGCUGAUUUCUGCCCAUUUCCUCAGCUGGGAGAGAAGCAUUCCCACCCCAGACCAACGCACAGCCAGCUGCUGGGAGAUAAACAUCCCAAUGCCCACGGCAAGGGAGGAAAUGGAACCUCGUUCUGCUGCAUUCUGGGUGGGAGCUGUAAGCACCAAAUCACAGCGUGUGAGGGGCAGACGGAGGCAACCACAAUGGCCCCAUCUCCUGGGACAGGAGGGACACCUCGGGCACAUCUUGAAUGGACAGUAGGAAGGCAUCAUCCUUUGGGAGACUGCAACUCCUUCCCAAAGCCCAUGGCGACCAUAAUGGAAUGCAGCAUCAUGUAAAGCUUUCAGGAAGGGAAGAUGUGAAAAACAAGCUGAGUUCCUGAGCAUCUGGUCUGGCCGCUUCUGAGCACGGCCCCUGGCUACACCGGCCGCUCAGCAUCCCUGGACAACACCCAUCACUGGGAGGGGCUUUGGCUCAUCACCAGAUCCCAGGGUGAAGGACAGGACCACUGCCCAGGAGCUCUGUGCUGAAAUGCUUCACAUGGCCGUGAUGAAGGUCUGCUGCAAAUCCACUCAGCGGUGUCACUUUCCUUCCAAACCUACAUGGCAAAAAUAAAAGAUGGAGGAAAUACCUGGAUGGACAGACAGAUCCAAGAAGCCUGGCUUUAUGGCAAGCCUUCCUUCCGGUUCAGUUUAUUUUCCAGUUAAUGUUUACCUGCACAUUCUCCAGAGGAGAUGUAGAACCCCAUGUCAAGGAGCUGCACACUUCCCUCGCCCAUUGAACCGCCCAAACCAGUUCUGAUUUGUUUGCUGCCCUCCUGGGAAUCACAGCCUUGAAUUCAGCUGGAGCCCUCUGGCCAAACACAUUGAUCUCCUGCAUGCAGCAGCCAGGUUACAGGGACAUCUCAUCAUGCAGCAAUUCAUGGUAGAGAUCCACUGUUGAAAAAAACAUCCAUAAAGGUACCUGAUGACCUUAGAGGCCUUUUCCAACCUUAAUGAUUCCAUGAUCCCAAACAGGGAGGAACUUCCUUGAGAAACAGAACACAUCAGAGCUCAGCUAUAUGUAGCACAGCUUGGCUUUCCUCCACCACCAGCUAGAAGAACAAGCUUCCACACUGCGGGCUGGGAGGGUUUGUUCCAACAGCAGAUCCUCAUUCCAGCAAUGCUUUUUAUCAAAGCAAGUGGUCAAACCAACACUCAGCGACCAACCCUCCUCUUCACCUCCACUUCCAGCUGCAGUGAAGCAAUGCCACAUCUUGAAGGUAUUCUUCCCUCGCUGGCAUUUCCAGGGAGAGAGACCACAUGAAGGAUUUCAGAAGAUACCUGGUGCUUAAAUACAUCCAGUACCUCGUCCUGUCAUCUUCCAAUACCAUCAGCACCCUGCUGGGUGUGCUGGGCAGUGGCUACGUGAUGCUCAUCCUGCAGUCCUCCAGAGUUUCCUCCAAAUCCACUGCAGUUUUCAUCUCCAGCCUAGCAAAAGCAGACCUCCUCAUUUUUGUGAGUGCUGUUGCUGAGCUUUUCCUGUGGUCCUCCAGUGUUGUUGUCCCACGCACAGCAUUCACAUCAGCACUGCUGCAGAACCUCCUGACGGCCAACACGCACAUCAGUGCGCUGCUGCUCAGCUGCGUGGCCGUGGAGGCAUACCUCAUCACCUUCCUCCCCACGGAGUCCCGCAGCCUGCGGACAGUGAGGAACGCUGGGCUGACAUCCAGGGCCAUCUGGCUGCUGGUUGCUGCUGAGUGCACCCUGCUGCAGGCUGAUGAUGUCCUGAAGGCCAGCAGCACUUCUCCAUCCUGCAGCCCUGGUGUCUGGCUGCUUCACCUCUCCAGCGGGGCUGCAGCCCUCCUCAGGGCCCUCAGCUACCUCCUGGGCAUCCUUCUAAGGAUUGUCAACGUCUACAUCUACUACAAAAUAUUCUUCAGCGUGUCCAACAGAUCUUCAGUGAGGACAAAUUAGUGGGCAUGGCCAGAGGGAGCGGCACAUCAACACCAGGCAGAAGACACUCCAACACAAGGGGUUUGGAAACCUUCCAACAACCAGGAAGCCAGGGCUCGUGUUUUGGAGCACAAAUGUGUCCUGUUUCCUGAUGCUGUUUGCUUGGUGAUGAGGAUUGUGGAGGCCUGAGGAGACCUGGAACCCACAGGUUGUGCAGUGGAGCAACACAGUCCCACAUUGGGUAUUCUCAGUCCGGAGUCUGCUUGCUCUGCAGGUAAAACAAACAGCAUUUCAUGAAGGACAGCGAGAAGUGAAGCAAUCCAAAUAUACCUAUAUAAGAAACAAUGCUUAGAGGCUUACUCAGGGAAGCACUGAGCCAAGAGCUGUAUAAUUGUAUACGACAACCAUUAUUUAUGUCCUACAAUCUCUAACUCAGGUGAAGCACGGGGCUCAGCAGUAGGAUCAGCAGACAAGGGGGGUUUGAGAGAUGAAACUACUUUGGUGUGUUCUGCAGUCUGUGUUCAUUCACAGCCCUUGCUACCUCCCCUCUCCCCCCCAGAUCUCUGCUGCUACAUCAGAAACCAAGCAGUGCUGUGGGUGUGCACGGCUGGCUCUAAGCAAUGAAAGCACCCAGCUCUUACCUCAGCCGCUUCAGUCCUUUACAGCAAUCUGAUCCUUUGACUGCAGUAAUAGACCUCAAAACAAAGCAAUGGAUAUGGUUAUCAUAAAAAAUAAUCACAGAGGCUAUCAGCCUAAGUGCCAUUACAACAAGUACCAGCAGUGUCAGAGGCACUGCCCGCAGGGAUGAGGACAACACAGGGCCAGAAUCACACAGAGGGCUCAUGGCAAAGCAGGGCAGCACCGAACCACAUGGCUUAAUGAGCUCUGCUGCAAUGCCAUCAGUUCGGACACCGCCAAGCAAAGCUGAUUCCUUCUGCAAGGAGGAGUUAAUAACUUGCUGUGCUGUGAUGUGUCCUGGUUUUGAAAGCUUAAAGAGAAACAAAACCUGAAGUGCUGUAAUCAAUAAAAUUCUGCUUGUUAAAGCACA
Gallus gallus (chicken) is the source of this 3582-nucleotide messenger RNA. It is a transcript of the gene CXCR8, whose product is annotated as c-X-C chemokine receptor type 3-like. Bases 1902 to 2555 code for a protein of 217 amino acids. Gene Ontology annotation, biological process: positive regulation of Rho protein signal transduction; phospholipase C-activating G protein-coupled receptor signaling pathway. Gene Ontology annotation, molecular function: G protein-coupled receptor activity. The record is from RefSeq and is a predicted model, not a curated record. The transcript is spliced from 2 exons. Lineage: Eukaryota; Metazoa; Chordata; Aves; Galliformes; Phasianidae. Gene Ontology annotation, cellular component: membrane.